UACUGAUUAUGAUAUUAUCUUCCCUUGUGAAUGACCCGACUUUUGUAAGAGAGGGUAGUUUCAAAAUUUCUUUAUCCUCAACCUCCUCUCUCUCUCUCUCUCUCUCUUAACAGACACACACACACCACAAAGCUGAUUGAUUGUUCUUUUCACACAACAAUUUCUCUCUCUUCAAUCUCUCAAAAAAAAGUUUUGUACUUAUUAUCUCAAAAAGGUUUUUCUGGGCUCAGGGUUGGGUGGAGGUGGUUGGCAUUGGCACAAAUACAAGAGAGAAGGAAAAAAAAAAAAAAACCAAUUUAUGUUUUGGGUUUUCAUUACUCUGUUUUCCUUUUCCCUUACAAAAUUCAAUCUAUCCUCUCUUUUCGGACCCAUUUUGGCUUCUUUCUGUGACUCUGCUGGCUUGACGUGAAAGAAGAAGGAGACCCAUCAGAGGGAAGAGGAGGGAAAAAGUUAUCCCUCGCUAAGAUUUGGAUAACAAGUUGUUUCUGGGUUUUGUUUUGUGUUUGUUUUGAGCAGCUUCUUUUUGGGUUCUGUUUCGAUUCAAGAUUUUUUUGGGGGGUUUUCAAUCGGAUGGUGGAUUUGAGCGCUGGGUUCUGUGUGAAGUGAUUCGCCUCUCAUUCAUUGCACAUCAACGAGAGGUGGUUUCUGUCACGUCACUGCAUCGUUCCUAUUUUGGUUGGACCUUAGAAGUGAAACAUAUUGUUGUCUGAAGCAUCUUUUUUACUGAAUUCCCUCAAAUCCCUGUUGAGUGGGAGAGCCAUUUUUGGUGAUUUGAAAGCUCAGAGGAAGGUGCUUAGUUCAAAAUGAAUAGAGAAAUCAACUCUGCAUCCAUGUCUUUGAGCAGCAUUGGCGGUAUCUGCUUCUUGAGGUGUAAGAAUUGACUUUCUAAAGUGUAAUAAUUUCGACGAAACGACGAGGUAAUGAGUCGGGAUCUGAAGCGAGGAAAGCAGGACAAAGGUUCUGAUGAUGUCCAGAAGGUGAUUGUUGCAGUGAAGGCUUCCAAAGAAAUUCCUAAAACUGCACUGGUUUGGGCGUUGACUCAUGUUGUUCAAAUUGGAGAUUGCAUAACUCUGUUGGUUGUUGUCCCUUCUCAAAGCUCUGGUAGAAAAUUCUGGGGUUUUCCGAGAUUUGCUGGGGAUUGUGCAAGUGGUCACAAGAAAGCUCAUUCUGGAACAAGCUCGGAGCUGAAAUGUGAUAUUACUGAUUCCUGUUCACAGAUGAUCCUUCAGCUUCAUGAUGUUUAUGAUCCAAAUAAGAUAAAUGUGAAAAUUAAAAUUGUUUCGGGGUCACCAAGUGGGGCUGUAGCUGCUGAGGCCAAGAGAGCUCAAGCUAGCUGGGUUGUAUUGGACAAACAGCUCAAACACGAGGAGAAAUGUUGCAUGGAAGAGUUACAGUGCAACAUUGUGGUAAUGAAACGAUCACAACCAAAAGUUCUUCGUUUGAACCUGGUUGGGUCUCCAAAGAAGGAACCAGAAGUUCCCUCUCCGUCACCUUCUGAUAUAGAUGAAGGGUCUGAAAGCCAUCAAAAAGAAAAUACUGAUCCUCUAGAUUUCAUACGGGGACCAGUUGUGACUCCCAGUAGCAGUCCAGAAUUGGGCACACCUUUUACCGCUACUGAAGCUGGAACAUCAUCAGUGUCAAGCUCAGAUCCUGGAACUUCACCAUUUUUCAACUCUGAAAUGAAUGGAGACACAAAGAAGGAGGAAUUGUUUGUUAUAAAGGAGAAUAAAGAACUUGAUGCUGCUAGUUCAGACUCAGAUAUUGAGAAUUUAUCUGUGUCGUCUGCAAGUUUAAGAUUCCAACCAUGGAUGACAGAGUUUCUAAGUUCUCAUCUUCAAUCCUCACAACACAUUAGUGGAAGAUCACAGAGAUGUGAUGAUAGGAAUCAAGCGUCAACAAGAAAUUCUUUUCUACUGAAGUCUUCUAAACAUGACAGAGAAUCAAGUAUUGGAAUGUCAAGCCAUAGAAGUGACAAUGAUUUUCAUGGGGACGUACGAGAUGCAGUUUCAUUAUCCAGGAACACGCCACCAGGCCCUCCUCCAUUAUGUUCAAUAUGCCAACACAAGGCACCGGUUUUUGGAAAGCCUCCAAGGUGGUUCAGCUAUGCUGAGCUGGAGCUUGCUACCGGUGGAUUUUCACAAGCUAACUUUUUGGCUGAAGGAGGUUAUGGAUCUGUUCACAGAGGGGUACUCCCAGAUGGACAGGUGGUCGCUGUCAAGCAGCACAAACUAGCUAGUUCUCAGGGAGACCUUGAAUUUUGUUCAGAAGUCGAAGUUCUUAGCUGUGCACAGCAUCGAAACGUUGUUAUGUUGAUUGGCUUUUGUAUAGAGGAGAAGAGAAGGUUGUUGGUGUAUGAAUACAUCUGCAAUGGUUCAUUGGAUUCUCAUUUAUAUGGACGCCAACAAGAGUCACUUGAAUGGUCUGCACGGCAAAAAAUUGCUGUGGGAGCUGCAAGGGGGUUACGAUAUCUCCACGAAGAAUGUAGAGUUGGUUGCAUUGUUCAUCGAGAUAUGCGGCCAAACAACAUUCUUAUCACACAUGAUUUUGAACCACUAGUUGGAGAUUUUGGCCUUGCAAGGUGGCAGCCUGACGGAGAUACCGGUGUUGAAACAAGAGUUAUCGGAACAUUUGGGUAUUUGGCUCCAGAAUAUGCUCAAAGUGGCCAAAUCACAGAAAAAGCUGAUGUUUAUUCCUUCGGGGUGGUACUGGUGGAGCUAAUUACUGGAAGAAAAGCCGUCGACCUUAGUCGGCCGAAAGGUCAACAGUGUCUCACUGAAUGGGCGCGCCCCCUGCUGGAUGAAUUUCUCAUUGAUGAACUAAUUGAUCCAAGGCUAGGAAAUAGCUUUGCAGAGCAUGAAGUGUACUGUAUGCUGCAUGCUGCAUCAUUAUGCAUCCGAAGAGAUCCCAACGCAAGGCCUCGUAUGUCACAGGUUUUGCGGAUUCUGGAAGGCGACCUCGUCAUGGAUGCUAAUUACUUGUCCACUCCCGGAUACGAUGUGGGAAACCGGAGUGGUCGGAUGUGGACUGAGCAACAGCAGCAGGCACAAAACUACAGUGGCUUGUUAUCGGACGAGACUGUAGAAAGGUUCAAUGAAAAGGUGUGUGUUGAAAGUUUAAGACCAGGUUACUGGGAAAGAGACAAGACAAGGAGGACUUCAAGUGGAAGUGCAUUGUAAAGUGGCUCAGCAUUCUUAAGAUAUACAUUGCACCCUUUAGUCUGCUGAAUUUGUACUUCCCCAAUUAAUUUUUUUGGGUAAUUAUUUUUUCCUCAUUAUAAACUUUUGGUUUGUGUAUAGUAGUAGUAUUAGUAAGUGAAAAAUAUGGUGGGGGUUUUUUUUGUAAGUUUUGUAGGGAAAAAUAGAGUAGUAGCAGUAAAGGCCUAUAUGGCCAUUUUCCAACUUCACAUAUGAAGAUGCUUUUAUUUUUUAUUUUUACCAAAUCAAUGAAGUUUGUUUCUCUGUCUAAUAA
Molecule: messenger RNA, 3468 nt
Organism: Cucumis melo (muskmelon)
Lineage: Eukaryota; Viridiplantae; Streptophyta; Magnoliopsida; Cucurbitales; Cucurbitaceae
Product: inactive protein kinase SELMODRAFT_444075
Exons: 11
Coding region: 921-3176 (751 amino acids)
Biological process (GO): protein phosphorylation
Molecular function (GO): ATP binding; protein kinase activity
Source: RefSeq, a predicted model, not a curated record